CAAUGUAAACAUGGCCUCCAGUGGCGUUGACACCCAUCAACAUGUUAAUCACGGCCACCUGGCGGAAUCUAUCAAAUCCGAAAUUAUUUUGACGACAACUGAUAAAGAUAAGGUGCUCCUUUGGAAAAGUGAUGGUAGAGAUCAAUGGAAAUUACCUUGGUUUGUUCUAAAGGAAAAUGAAAGUUUUCGUCAAGGAAUAGAUAGAUGGUGUUUGGAUCAACUGGGUGAGGAUGUUAAAGUAGACCUUCAUGGUGUGGCAGGUGUCAAACACAGCAUAUGUGCUGACAAAGGAGGAUCUCUGACAUUGAUAUUUCAUGCGUCUUGCACAAACUGCCACAACAUUGACCAGUUGAGAAAAAAUAUUUGUGAUGACACAGCUUCAUGUAAUGAGCUUAGUGAAUCAAAUAGUACAUGUGGUACAUUAGCUGACUCCAGUGCUUCAUUGUUUAAGUGGAUCUCUGAUUCUGAGAAGCAAAGUGUGGAUGUAGAAGAAGAUGUCUGUAAAUGGAUUAAAAAGGCAUCAAGUCAAGAAUUGAAAGUUUUAGAAGUGUUAGAAGUGUUUGACAGUGAUUCUAGUUUACUUCAAGACCAAACAAAAGCUGAGAGAAGUUCUGAAAGUACUGUAGAAAACAAUAGAGAUACCAGUACAUGUACAUUACAGAGAAAGGGUAUUUCUGGGUCAAAUUCUCAUCCAAAAUUAUGUAAAGUUCCUGCUGAGGGAAACUUCCAGUCUUUGGAACAAGUUCAACCAGAAAAGCAACAGAACUCAAGUGGUCAAAUGUUGAAAAGUGUUGGUGCAUGGAAGAUUCCUCACCGAACUGCAAAAGAUAUUCUUGUCUCUGCUUUGGAAAAACUUGUGGAGUCAGCCCAUUUUGGAAAACUAGAAAAAGAAUUCCUCCAAAGAAAAUUUGAUAAGUAUUGUGAUGGACUUAAGGAAAUAAAGUUUGAAGGAUUUUCUUUGCUUAUGAAAGAGCUUGGAGUGACAGCAGGACUCAAAGACUUAUUCAGGGCAUUUGACUGGAACAAUCAUGGGCAAUUGACAUAUCAAGAAGUGCUCUCUGGAGUGGCAGCCAUGGAUCCCUCCACACCUCAUGGGGGGCCAUCUGGGGAGUUACGUUGUCGGUAUAUAUUCAGGUGUUAUUCUGCUGAGCAAGAAUCUUGUCUCUCCUUUGAAGGAUUCAAGUCUAUGGUAAAAGAUAUUCAGCUGUUGAAAAAAGGAAGUGCCAAAGAGGAUGUUGUUUUAAAAGAAGCCAGAAUUAAAGCUAAAAUGUUUGGAUCAGGACCUUCAGACAAACUAUUCUUAGUGGAUUUUUUAGAAGCUGUGGGUAAUCUUAGAUUCCGUGGGACAUCUGUGCUGUUACGUCUGCCUGUGUCAAUCAUUAAACUUGCUCAAGAUGAAAUGUAUGAAAGCCUUACUCAGGAGAGGACAUCGGUGACCACCAGAUCCCAAUCUCCAGUGAAGAAGAGAAGGAGUGAGGAAAUGGACGACAGCAUGGAAUUUCAAGGAAAUAACUUGACAUUUGGAGCUGUAACAGAUAUUCAAUACGAACUUGCCACUCACACGGUCAAGGUGCGUCGAAGUGGAAUGCUGAGUGACGUCAGUGUAAUGUGGGAUAUGAAAAACACCGCCAUGGUAUCGGGGAGUGCUCAGAGUGAACUGCAAACUAAUAAACUCAAGAUUGCGCGGCUGCCUUCAAUCAACUGCUUCAACAAGCAAUCAGAUGCCAAUCAAAUGCUAUCCGCCCUAAGGUACUUUGAGCGUGCAAUAAAGUCAGCAGAUACAUCCAAGGAAAGUUUUAACUGGGGUUUGGUGGAAAUGCCUUCCUUGGGGAACUGUUUGUUGUGUAUCUGUCGAACUCUGCUGGAGAUAAUAAAAAAGGAACCUCGGCUUAUCAGAGUCCAGUCCCCCACCUACGUAGUCGGUGAUCUUCAUGGUAAUUUUCGUGAUUUGGUGUGUUUUGAGAAGGUUCUUUGGCGUAUGGGCCCCGUUCUAACACCAGCUAGUUUCAUGUUCCUGGGGGACUAUGUCGAUCGAGGGGAGAAUGGAGUAGAGGUUAUCUCAUACCUCUUUGCUCAGAAGGUGUUAGCCCCAUCGAAAUUUGUCCUGAUCCGAGGGAACCACGAGAUUAGAGACAUUCAGAAAAUGUUCACUUUUCACAGUGAGUGUCUACAAAAGUUUGGUCCUGCUCUUGGCGAAGAGGUCUGGGAAGCAGUUAAUGCUGUCUUUGAUGUUUUACCGCUGGCUGCAAUUGUAGACAACAAGAUCUUCUGUGUCCAUGGGGGUAUUCCGUUGCCCAGUCAAGGGGGCGGGCUUGUAUCAUCUAUAGACAACAUCCCUGGUGUUCUACCUGAGCCUGAAAAACAAAGUGAGCUGGCCUGGGAACUUAUGUGGGGAGAUCCUUUAAGGGCAGAAGAUGUGACUCCCGACAUUUUGGAGAAACUCAAACAAAACGAGGGAUUCACAGCCAAUAGCAGGCGAGGUACUGCUUACUUGUUUAGCGCGGACGCCUUGGAUGCUUUCUUGAAGAGGAACCAUCUCACUCACGUGAUCAGAGCGCAUGAAGUACAGCAAGCUGGCUUUCAGGUUCAACAGAAUGGCAAACUGCUGACCGUGUUCUCGUCGUCGCAAUACUGUGGGGGGUCCAAUGAAGCAGCCUGCAUCCUGGCAUAUCAAAACAAACUGCGCACAAUCCGACUGGAUACCACGUGAUCGACCACAGCCUUUCAGAGCUAACUCGGUUAG
Messenger RNA from Pocillopora damicornis (cauliflower coral), 2743 nucleotides. RefSeq lists its product as uncharacterized. The record is from RefSeq and is a predicted model, not a curated record. Gene Ontology annotation, cellular component: cytoplasm; nucleus. Gene Ontology annotation, molecular function: calcium ion binding; protein serine/threonine phosphatase activity. Lineage: Eukaryota; Metazoa; Cnidaria; Anthozoa; Scleractinia; Pocilloporidae.